AUGAUGCAAACUAUCAGUGAUUGGUUCUGGUGGAAUCGCUUAUGGAUGCCAUGGAAUUCUACAUGGGCGGAUCUAGAGGAUAGAGAAGGGCUUGUCUAUACCAAAGCGUCUGACCUUUAUGUUACUGUGCCCUUUUCAGUAGGAUUCCUCAUUGUUAGAUACCUGUUUGAGAGGUUAAUAGCCACACCAUUUGCAGCAUCGCUUGGGGUCAGGGAAAAAGCCGGGCACAAAGUAGAACACAUUCCCAUACUGGAGCUUUACUUUACCACCCAGUCUAAGAAUCCGGGACAGACAGAGAUUGAUGGUCUGUCCAAAAAGUGCAGUUUGACAAGCAGACAGGUAGAGCGCUGGUUCAGGAGGAGGCGAAACCAUGAACGCCCAGGAGUCCUGAAGAAAUUUAGGGAGGCCAGUUGGAGAUUAGCCUACUACCUUUUUGCUUUCCUAGGAGGAAUAGUUGCAUUACAUGAUAAACCCUGGUUUUACGAUCUUCAGGAACUGUGGGUUGCUUAUCCGAAACAGUCGAUGCUUCAGUCACAAUACUGGUAUUACAUACUGGAGAUGAGCUUCUACGGGUCACUUCUUUUUAGCAUUACAUUUGAUGUUAAACGAAAGGAUUUUAAAGUACAAAUUUUCCAUCAUUUAAUCACCCUGGCCAUUUUAUCCGUUUCUUGGUGUGCUAACUACAUCCGAGUUGGUUGCUUACUUUUGUUCAUUCACGAUGCUUCUGAUGUAUUUCUUGAGUCUGCUAAGAUAUUCAAUUAUGCUAAAUGCGAGAAAACCUGCAACACCAUCUUUGUUAUGUUUGCCAUAGUAUUCGUGGUGACCCGACUUAUAAUUCUUCCAUUCUGGAUCAUCCCUUGCACUUGGGUCGACCCACUAGAUUACACCCCUCCUUUUUUCGGACAUUACUUCUUCAAUGUCAUGUUAGUCAUCCUUUUGAUGCUACACAUAUACUGGGCCUACCUGAUACUUCGCAUGCUGAAGAAGCUCCUCUUUGGCACUCUGACCAAAGAUGAGAGGAGCGAUACUGAAGAAGAGGAGGAUGACAAAUGA
Molecule: messenger RNA, 1053 nt
Organism: Chanos chanos (milkfish)
Lineage: Eukaryota; Metazoa; Chordata; Actinopteri; Gonorynchiformes; Chanidae
Product: ceramide synthase 2-like
Exons: 10
Coding region: 1-1053 (350 amino acids)
Biological process (GO): ceramide biosynthetic process
Cellular component (GO): membrane
Molecular function (GO): DNA binding; sphingosine N-acyltransferase activity
Source: RefSeq, a predicted model, not a curated record